Messenger RNA from Xiphophorus couchianus (Monterrey platyfish), 5340 nucleotides. RefSeq names its product fibrinogen silencer-binding protein. Lineage: Eukaryota; Metazoa; Chordata; Actinopteri; Cyprinodontiformes; Poeciliidae. The coding region runs from base 2828 to 3790 and encodes 320 amino acids. The record is from RefSeq and is a predicted model, not a curated record. The transcript is spliced from 2 exons.
UUGAUCUGGUUUUGUUUAUUUUCUUCAUUUUUAAAAGUUCUUUUGUAUGUUGAAAACAGCAGAAACAUAUUUAGCUUGGAAAUUGCCCUAGAACGACAUUUGCUGGGAAUUAGCACUGCAAAAAUAAACCGAACUAAAUGAAGAUGCUCUUUGAAGGCUUAAUUAAAUGCAGUGAUUAGAAAUAGAAAGACUUAUACAGGUAAAAAGUUACAGAUUUGUAAUUGUUUUUGAUCAGUUUUGAGAUAAAAGGUUUGCUGCCGUUAAGAGUUGCAUCACGAGACAAAUCUAAACAUUUUUAGUAAUUGGUUGCUGCCCUCAUAUCACCAGCAUGUUUCACUAUGUGCAAAGAAAAAAGGCAUGGAAAUUAAAAAUUUACACAUUUGCAACAGGGUGCAGCAAACUAGUUUAGAUAUCUUGUAGAUAACCUCUGGAUUUAGGGUGGCGUUUCAGACUUGACCCACCAGGUGGAGGCAAUGAGGCAACAUUUGGAUUUUCUGGAGAGAUUAUCUCGUUUCCAGUCUGUGGGUUUCCCCAGAAUCCCCAGGAGCAGCAGCAGGAGGAGGCAACUAGAAAGAGCUGGGGUAUGAAUAGCUGCUAAAUUUACAGCUCUUUGAUUAAUGUGUAAGAUAGAAAACCAACAGAGUCUCUUUUAUGGUUUUUACUGGGGUAAUAAUGGCUAACUAAAAGAGCAGAACAGCAUAGCAAACAAAUACAGAUUUAGGCAGGAACACGUGAAAAAGGAGGUUUUUUUAGAAAACAUUUCUUAAAAAAACCCUAAAUGGCAGUCUUCAUUUCUGCUUGAUAGUGUUUUACCUUUUAACUUUAUAUAAAUAACUUUUCUCUCCUUAGUUGGGUCCUUUCUACCCACCCACUUUUGCAUAGUGAAGAACAGCAGCAAACCGCUUUAUGUUGUGUGUGGACAUUUGAUCACCAAUAUUACUUUUUAUUGAAUCCAUAUUGGUGCAAAUCUGUCAUAUAAAUUUUGUUCGUACUAGCUGGUAGAUUAUAAAGUUCCUAUGUAGUCUGCAUAAGUAUUUUUCAGAUCUGGACAAGUAUGUGAAAAUAAAAACGGAGUGUGAAAAAAAAUAUUGUUUUUCUAGAUUUGAUUCCCUUUACUAUUUUCUAAAAUAUCAAUCCAUCCAAAAAUCUGUCAUGAAUUCAUAUUGAAUUUAUGUGUUAGUACUUUUAAAAACGUUUUGCUUUGACAUGACUAAUGUGAUCCCUGGUUCAUAAAAUCUCUGUCACAGUUUCUGAAAUGAAUAAUUGUAAAAUCUUUAUGAGACUGUUGGUUCUGAUCCAACCAACUGAUAAAAAAAAAACGCUGGAAUUUCAUGAAAGAACUUGCAAUGUCAUUUUGGCAGCAACAUGCUGGACAAUCAUUUCAGAAAUGACUGCAUUCACAAUGAAGAGAAUAAUCUAUACAAUAUGAUGUUGAUGAAUGCAGUGGAAAUGCACACAGUUCAUUAUACAAACCUGACCUUUGAACCUUUAAGAUUAAACUUUACUGAGGUCUUGGAUCUGGACAAAGAUGAUCUGAUAGAGCAGAUUGUUCAGCUUUAAUCCGUGGGCCUUCAUUUUUAAAAAUUAUUGAAUAAAAAAUAUUAGUCAUUUUUUGCCAGAGUCACUUUUGGGGGAAAUAAAUAAAUAAAAAUAAAAACAUUGGCGAUUAUUUUAUUUUUAAGAAGGUGACGAAGUAAAAGUUUAUCUAUUUAAUAAUAGAAUAUUUGUGUCUGCACAUCUACACAUUCACUUGCCGGUCACAUACGCUGUUAAAUGUUGGAUAUUGUUGCGUUUUUUAAUUUAUUUUAUUGCGUUUGUAGCAUCUGUCUGCACGUACACUACCGACUUCAGCGCAAAGCUCUGCCUCAUUUUUUGCCUGUUUGCUUCUGUUUCACCGUGGAUGCCCUCAGCAGUCACAACAAAAGCGCUUUUCACCGUGGAUAGGAUAGGAUAGGAUAGGGUGGGUGUGUAGGAAGGGGCAGCGGUCAGAUUAGGACCGUCUCCAGCAUCUCCGCUCGUAAAAACACGCGGUGGACACGCGCGCUUCUGCCAGCUCGGCACGGGCUGUUGCACGCGCUCCGGGCACGGGCUGUUGCACGCGCUCCGAGCACGUGCUUUGAUCCGUGGAACAGGUGUGAGUUUCGGUGUGUUUUCGAGCGAGGCUGCUUUGAGCAGAACAGGAGCCCGGCUUGUUCGAGCAUGCGCAGUCGGUCCACUCCCCUCCCCCCGCUCCUGUAGUUAAGCCAGCGCUACUCCAAAUCUUCCCUCUCUGUAGAAAAACAGAGCCCUAUCCCCGCUGCAGCCUCUAAUGUUGCGUUUAAAAACACGUCCCUCAUGUCUCCAUGGAAAACUGCAGCUGCUGCCAUUUUUAUUUAAAGCAGUCCAGACAGCGUGGCUGUGCUGCUGCUGCUGCGCUUGGUUUGGGGUUUACACAGACCGAGCUGUAAGUAGGUCGGGCUGGGUUUAAGCGGCUUAACUACGUCAGCCUAAGCUGAGAGGAAUUCAUCCAAAGCCUUCCGCUGGUAGGCGGGGGCCUAAACGAGGCUGGCCUAGUUAAGCCUGAUUCUUAUUGUGUGCAGCACAGCCAGUUUUUAUUGUGCAACAUAGCCGUGAGAGAACCCAGGACCAGAGUGUGAAUCCAUGCACUUGUUAGUCAAAGCCUAACAAGGGUUGAUCUGGAGGAGAAGAGAAGGGAAAUGAGGCAUAAAUGAGUGCUAGGAACAGUGUGUGACCGGGGACCAAGAGAGAGGACAGCAAAGCAGACAACUCUGAGAUUGGGAGCAGUUUUAGGCCUGGUUUGGUCCGCCCCAGUCUGCUAUGCCAUAAGAUGGCCUCCAACUCUGUGUUCAUGUCCAGCAUGGUGGGUAAAGCGCGCUCUUCCAACUUCACCCUCUCCGAGAAGCUGGACCUGUUGAAGCUGGUCCGUCCUCACAUCCGCAUCCUGGAGGAGCACACCAACAAGCACGCCGUCAUCGUGGACAAGAACAAGUGCUGGGACACGGUGGCGGAGCAGUACAACGCUCUGGGAGGGGACAGACCCCACCGCACCGCCCAGGGCCUCAGAACCCUCUACAAGAGGCUGAAGGAGUCGGCCAAGCAGGAAGUGAUGCAGCGGAGACACGCCCAGUCCGAAUACAGAGGGAGCAUCUCUGAGCCGACCAGGAGGAUUAUGGAGAUGAUCCCUCACUUGUUCCAACAUGUGCCCAUCCACGAGAAGGACCAGGCUCUCCGCAGGUUAAUAUACAACAAGCACACGUCCCCCAUUGAGCAUCCUGGCAGCAGCUCCUCUCUGGCUGGACUUCAGGAUUAUUCAGCACCUGUACCAAGCAUCGCGCACGAGGUGGUCCAGCUGGACCCUGAAGAGGACGUGAAACCACCGCCAGACCUCCCUGUCGUCACCUCGCACGCCGUUCCAGUGCUGGACGGAUUUCAAGAGGCAGACGGGGAGCAGGACUUGGCCAGCACCCAUAAUUACCAGGCGUCCUUGUCUCCCGCUUCUUCCUCGGUUAACAUCGCCCUCUCUGCCUCGCCGCUGCCCUUGAGCCACGAAUUCUACCCAAACGACGUCUACCCUCGCCACGAGGCGGACAGGUUUCGUCCUCUGCACCUUGCCAAGGAGGAGCACGAUCUGGUGUUGGCCAAUCACAGGAAGGUUUCCCUGUACCUGGAGGAGAAGAGAGAGGGUCUGAAGAGGAAGCAGGAGCUGGAGGAGGAGCUGCUAAGAGCCAAGAUCAAAGUAGAGAAACUAAAAGCUGCCCGACUGAGACAUGGACUGCCCAUUCCUCUAUAGCAGCAAGCAGCAUGUACAUACUCUGGUUCGCAAAUAUGCUCACAUCCCUGUAGCUUUUUCUUACUUCCAUAAACUUCAAUGUAUUUUAUUGUGACUUUAUGUCAUAAAAAGUACAGUUGCAAAAAAAUUACAGCUGUAUAUUUAUGUUGACUUCCCUUUAUGAAAAAAGUCUAUUCAGCUUUUAAUUUUUGUUAGUCUGCAACCUUGGCUCUGGAGCCAUAAGUGGCUCUUCCACAAUAACUUUGACUAAAAAUUACAAAGAACCAGACAGUUAAUAUUUUUAAAUGCAGAUUUAAUAUCAAAUGCAGGUUUUUAACCUUUUUUCAAAGAUUUCCUGCAAUAUUUGCACAACAUUUUCACAAAGACAAAAAGUGAUGUAAAGAACUUUGAACUGCCGUAACAUUAGUUUAGAAUAUGUGAUUUAAAAAAAUCAAUCCUGUUUUAUGUUUAUGUUAUUAUUAAAUCCUAAAAAUGUAAAUAAUAUCCUGGUUCUAUAAUAGGACAAGAAAUUUCCUAAAGUAGAUAUUUGUCUCAAAAGUUGUCUUCUGUUCAAAAUGACUCCAAACGAGUUUUAUUUGGAUGUCCUGACACCAAAAGGGCUCUUUAGGUUGUAAAGUUUGCAGACUUUGAUCUUAAAUUCACAAUAAAAUACACUGAAGCUGGAGGAUGUAACGUCACUAAAUACGAAAAAGUUUCCCGGUCCUGACUAUUUUUGCGAGACUCUGAGUGUGUGUGACGGUGGAUGUGACACAAGUGCUUCUGAUGAACCGAUUCAUGCUUGACGGCAUUUUUAGAAUCUGAAUUGCUUUUGGAAACGUAGUGCCUCAUCCGUACCUACUGCAUGUGAUUAUCGUCCUUUUUUUAGGGGAUACGCUGCAGUUGGUUACCUUUUAUGCUGAUCGGUGUUGAAUGUUGUCUUCAUUAUUCAUAGAAGUGGCGACAAGACACUGUGAUUGUGUGAAGUAGAAAAACAAUUUCUUCAUCUCCAACUGGAUGGUAGCUGUGGGUUUGUCAGGAUAGUGUUAAUAUUCUUUAUUAACCAAGAUUAUUAGGAUUGCUGUUGCAACGUAAGUGUAAGUAGUAGGACAGUUUGGACAAAUCUUGUCAGUCUGAAAUGAAAAAAUCCCCCCCGUUUCUGUGGCAUUUGAGGUAUUAAGAAGUAAUAAACAUUUAAAGCGAUUAUUUUUCAGGUUCUUGGAAAACUGGACAGUUUUAUAUAUCAGCUUAAAAAUGACAACAAAAAUUAGGUCAUCAUAAAAGAACAAGUCUAAAAAUGUUUUUAAAUCAUAAUUGUGGUACAACAAACAUUUUGAAAAGCCUUAUCAAGUUCUGAUGAAGUGAUGUGAGGUAAAAAUAUGCGACAGUCGGGAAAACUCUGCCUGAGUUGAUGGCCCUCUUAUUUAAGAAGAAGAGGGAUUUUUUUAAUACGUAUAAACAUGUAUAUUUGUUCCUAUUUAAUGUGAAUUUGUUGCUGGUUGUUCUGUAAUGUUUGUAUACCAGUUUGUCCUCUUGUUCACUGGUUUCUAUUAAAGGGCAUUGAUUAAAUCGCU